CCUAUUACCCUGGCCACAGCCUCAAGGAAAUCUGUUUUACAUUUGGCAACUUUCAUCAGGAAGCCUUUGCUAACUGAUGCAGCCGUAUUUCAUGCCUGCCCCAAAUCUACGUAUUCACCACUUCCUGAUGACUAUAACUGCAAAGUUGAACUUGCUAUGACAUCAGAUGGAAAGACAAUUGUUUGCUAUCACCCUUCAGUGGACAUUCCGUAUGAGCACACAAAACCCAUUCCACAACUAGACCCAGUGACCUAUAAAGAAGAAACACAUGAACAAGUCCUGAAAUCUAAAUUAGAAGAAACAGAAGUCUACAAGAAUGAGCCCACAAUUGAGACACUUAGUAAAAUGUUUUACACAACCAAACAUCGCUGGUAUCCUGUGGGACAGUAUCACACUAGACGCAAGAAAACUAAUACUCCCAAAGACCGAUGAAAUUACAUUUGUCUUUAUCAUCAUGGAAAACCACUUUCUAUAGAUGGAGGAUUCAUUUCUAACUAAAACCUUGUCAAUUUCUCUAGAUAAUUUAUAGAAUCUUGGGAUUCUGAUUUAUAAAAUCUAAGGAUAUGCAAAAGAAAAGUUAUAUUCCCAAAUAUUGCUAGUUUAGUUGAAUUGGUAUGUGAACCACCAGAGGGCACCACUGUACAAGAAUUCAGAUUUACUACACUUUGGGGAAGGGGGGAAUAUGUGGCUGUGGGCAUAUGAGAGUGCAUGUUAACAAUAUGCAGCCAAAACUAGAAAUAAAAACUAAAUAAUAAACUUUAUGAAAAGUA
Molecule: messenger RNA, 770 nt
Organism: Crotalus tigris (Tiger rattlesnake)
Lineage: Eukaryota; Metazoa; Chordata; Lepidosauria; Squamata; Viperidae
Gene: MRPL42
Product: mitochondrial ribosomal protein L42
Exons: 5
Cellular component (GO): mitochondrial large ribosomal subunit
Source: RefSeq, a predicted model, not a curated record